Salvia miltiorrhiza (redroot sage) is the source of this 1471-nucleotide messenger RNA. Its product is annotated as mitochondrial inner membrane protein OXA1-like. Gene Ontology annotation, molecular function: membrane insertase activity. Gene Ontology annotation, cellular component: mitochondrial inner membrane. Gene Ontology annotation, biological process: protein insertion into mitochondrial inner membrane from matrix; mitochondrial respiratory chain complex IV assembly. The record is from RefSeq and is a predicted model, not a curated record. The transcript has 10 exons. Lineage: Eukaryota; Viridiplantae; Streptophyta; Magnoliopsida; Lamiales; Lamiaceae. Bases 172 to 1260 code for a protein of 362 amino acids.
GGCGAGAAAUAAAGAAAUAAAGAAAUAAACAGAGUUACUAACUUAGGAUCAUUCACAACAAUUGAAUGUCAUUUCACAUCAGCUUAAAAGCUCCACCACCAAAACCUUCUUCCAUUUCUCAUCUUUUUUCGUCUUCCGCUCUCCCAUUUUCAAAACCUAGAGGCGGAAGGAAUGGCGUAUAGGCGUAGCAUCAUAGCUAGAACAAAGUUGUUUUAUCAACAGCACCAGCGAUUCGCCCCUUCAUUUUCACAUAUUAGUAGUAGCGAUAGUGAAGAAUUGCCUGCUAAAAGCAUUUUCAGGAACUCUGAGAUCUGCGGCCAUUUUCUGAUAACCAGAAACAAUGCUGGCAAUUCCCUGCUAUCAGGAAAUGUAACUCGACUUAUGCGAUCUGAGUUUCAAACAGGCUAUGGGAUAAUUUUCCAGAGAAAUAUGUCGAAGGUGCCUUCGGACUUUGAGGUUCUAAAUGAUGCUGGGGAUUUUAAUGGCUUGAUCGGUGUGGUGGGGGAUAAGGCUGUGGAGGCAGCUCCGGUGGUGAAUGAAGUGGCCGUUGCAGCGGCAGAUUCAUACGCUCCGGUGGCUGCAUUCCAGUACUUGAUUGAUUAUGUGCACUGUUAUACUGGAUUUGAAUGGUGGGCAUCAAUUGCUGCUGCAACUCUUGUGAUCAGUUUCAUCGAGCUUCCUUUUCUCAUACAUCGGCUGAGAUUCAAUUCCAAAAACAGCGCAACUCUACGACCACAACUGCGGGCAGGUUUACAAGCCUUUAAAAACAAUGAUGAUGAUAAGGGAAUAGAGAUCCUUUGCAAACUUGCGGACAAAUUUGGUAUGAUUCAGUUUUUGGGAUUAAUAAUGUCAGAUGUAAAUAAGUGCCUUUUCUUCUUUGCGAUUUUAAACAUGGCGGAGAAAGUUCCCUCUUUUGCAACAGGCGGAACAUUAUGGUUCAUGGAUUUAACAACUCCUGAUAGCAUCAGUCUUCCAGUUCUGAUGGCACUGACUUUAUGGAUUAGAAGGCAGUUAAUAGAUCAGUUGCAUCUGGGAAUUCAUGCAGAAGGCAUUACACCUCCCAAGAAUGCGAACAAGUUUUUUGCAGCAGUAGCAUUGCUUGUGGCUAUCACUGCAAGAUUACCCGCGGCAAUAUACUGUUACGGGAUUGCCUCCAACCUCUUCUCAAUAGUAUAUGCAGUUGUGAUGAUGGACCCUCAAGUUCAGAAAUUGUUGGGGAUAUCUAAGAAACCACCUUCAGCUGAUGAAAAGAGCCGUUGAAGCAAUCAUAAAUUAAAUGUGCGUUUGGUGUUGACCAAAGGCUUUGAUGGACAUGUCAUGUAGUAACAUAUUUUUAGAUCGGAUGAUUCAAAGAAUUUCAGGUAGGGAUAGUAUAUUAUGUUUUUUAACUGUAUUUUUAGUUAACCUUAUAGCCAACCACUAUGACAAAAUUUUCUAGCAGUGAUAAUUUUUGAAGUAUUGCGAUAGCUCA